Molecule: messenger RNA, 2655 nt
Organism: Heterostelium album PN500
Lineage: Eukaryota; Evosea; Eumycetozoa; Acytosteliales; Acytosteliaceae
Exons: 6
Coding region: 1-2655 (884 amino acids)
Biological process (GO): nuclear-transcribed mRNA catabolic process; rRNA catabolic process
Cellular component (GO): nucleus
Molecular function (GO): RNA binding; 5'-3' RNA exonuclease activity
Source: RefSeq, a predicted model, not a curated record
AUGGGUAUUCAAUCAUUAAAUAAAGAUAUAGAAAAGUUAUUUAGUAAUAGACAUCAAGUUAGGGGUCAUCCUAAAAUAUAUUAUCCUUCAAUAUAUAUUGAUGUAAAUAAUCAGUUACAUGGUGUAAAAUGUACAACAAAGAAUGAAUAUUUUGGUAAAGUGUUCCGCAAGUUUAAAAUGAUGUCUAGAUUGUUUAAAACGAGUGAAUAUUUCUUGGCAAUGGAUGGACCUGCACCCAGAGCAAAGUUACUCGAACAAAGAAGAAGAAGAUUACUGAGUUCAUUAAAGAAACUGAGAGAUCAACAUUAUGAAGAUAGUAAAAAUGGUUCUGCCAGAGGUGUAGAUGAAAGCGAUGAGGAAGAGGAUGAUGAUGAUGAUCAGUUGGAUGAACAAGAUGAUGAGGAAGAGGAUGAUGAUGAUGAUGAUGAAAUGAAUCAAGAUGAUGAUGAUGAUAAUAUUGAUGUUAAAGAAAAAGAUAAAGAUGAAGAGGAAGAUGAAGUAGAAGGUGAAGUUAUUUUAUGGAAUAAAGAUAAGGAUGUAGAGAGUAAAGCAAAGACGACAACGACAACAACAACGACAACAACUACAACAAAAUCAAAUUCUCAACAACCAAUACAAUCAAUUGAUGAAGAUCAAAAUGCACCAUUCAAGUUGGAUUCUACAAUGCUGACACCAGGCUCACCAUUUAUGUUUGAAAUUAAAAACAGGUUGAGAGAUGAAGCUAGUAUGAUAUUUUUUGAGAACAUUGCAACCAAGACAGUAUACAUAAUGCCUAGCGACUCAAAGGCAGAAGGAGAAUGGAAGAUUUUUCAUCAUAUCAAUCAACUCAAUCAUGAUCAAAGACCACUGGUUGUUGUGUCUUGUGACUCUGACAUUCUUCUCUACUCACUACUAUCACCCAAGAGCAUCAAUAUCGCUUCACCUUUUAACGUUAGAAUGUUAUCAAACAUAAACAUAUUGAAAGAAUCAAUUGCAUCACAGGCACCAUCACGUAACAAAGAUGAUGUUGUAUCUGAUUUCGUAUUUCUAUCAUUGUUUAAUGGAAGUGAUUAUCUCCCAAAGAUUGGUACGUUCAAGUUAAAGACCGCUUGGAAAGAGUAUGUAAAUGAUCAAUCGAAGGAACCAUUGUUCAAAAGACAAGACAAUACGAUCAAUUGGGAGUUCUUCUAUCGUAUUUUCAAGGUUGUCAAUAGAAAUAGUACACCGAUCGUCAGCAAGAAGCCAAGAGUGAUCGGUGUUGUCGAAGCACUCAAUGUUUGUUUGCAAAUGCUAUCUGGUUGCUUGAAGAAACAAUAUAAGAUGGAAUGCACAACCACUCAGUUGACCGAUUCAGAGGUGAAAGUAGAGAUAUCGAUUUGUGGACAGAAUCUACAGGCUGUAGGAACCUCGGCAAAGACAUUGAAGGAAACACUACUCAAACCCUACUUGAGUUUGGAUCAUCCUCUUUGGAAAGACAAUUGGCUCUUGAUGCCAGAGGAGUAUCGUACGAUGAUCAAAGAGAAACUCGCGAGAAAACCACAGCAGGUCAAAGACUUGGUCGAUAACAAACUAAAAUUGAAGCGUUAUCUCGAGGGAAUCGUCUGGCAUCACAACUAUCUCACAACCAAAGUUGAGAGUUACUCAUUCUACUAUCCAUUCGAGUCUGCGCCACAUGUCGAUCCAAGUGUCGGUCCUAUCCAGUUGGAUGUCAAUUUCCUCGAGCAAGAUGAACCACUUACACCACUCGAAUUUUGUAUUGCACUUUCAAAUUAUAGAACAAAGGCAACAGUACCAAGUGUCUUUCAUUCAAUUUAUAGUGAUCUAAAACAUUUCAAUAAGCGGAAUGAAGACCUAUGGAAAGAAGAGAAUUCCUUAGUUGAGCUGAAACAACAUAUUAAAACGAUUGUCGAUAAAAACAGUGAUAAACUAUCAGUGUUUCAUCUUUCACAACUACAGUUCCAACCGUCCAUCGCUGUUCAUAGAGAAGAUCAUUCCAUUUCAAAGAGUGAUAUUGAUUUCUUCUCUGAGGCCAAAAAUCCAACACUCUAUGGUGCCAACAAGAGACAUCAUUCAGCUAAUUCAAAUCAACCAGUCAAGAAGAUGAAGCAUUAUAACAGUCCCAAUAAUCAUAGUAGAAAUAGUAACAAUCCGAGAUAUCAUCAAAGACCCAAUAACAACAGCUCUCACCCGAAAAACUCAAACAAUCAAGCUGUAGCUAAUAUUAUUAAUAACGCUGCUAUGUUUAAUAUGUUGAGAAACAACAACAACAACAACAACAACAACAACAACAACAACAACAACAACAACAACAACAACAACAAUAAUAAUGCUAAUAAUCAACAGCCAAAUCCAUUUCCUAAUCAAAUGAAUAACCAAAUGAAUAACCAAAUGAAUCCAAUUCCUAUGAACUACCAAAUGAACCAAAAUUAUCCUAAUCAAAUGAACAACCAAAUACCGAAUCCAAAUAACUAUCAAAUGAAUCAGAAUAUUAAUAACAAUAUUAAUAAUAACAAUAACAACAUAAAUAAUAAUAAUAAUAAUAAUAAUAAUAAUAAUAAUAGAAACCAAUUCAAUAAUAACAAUAGAAACUAUCACAAUAGAAAUAGAAAUAGAUUUGACAACAACAGAACCAAUGUUCAAAAGAGUAAUAAUCCAAAUAACACACCGAUGAAUUAA